AUGGCAAGAAUACAAAACCAACAUAAAGACAAGGGAGUCAAAGACAAUUCAAAACUCACGAAGGCAACGUUACUUUCACAAGCUUCAAGUCGUUUUUCAAAAAUUUUGAUCCACAUAAAAUGGCCACUCAUGAGAAAUAACCGUCCAUUUACUGUGGAUGAUUUUUCAGCAUUUUUCUCAUGGCUAGUUAUGGGUAAUGUACUAUGGAUUAUAUUAGGGACUACCACAUUUGGAUUGGUAACUAUGUAUUCUAUUCAUACGUUUGACAAUAUCCGCAACUCGAUCAAAGCGUAUUACUCAGAUGAGGAUGAGGAUGAUAGUGAUAAGGAUGGAAGAAGACGUACUGACGACAGCAUAUUAGGAUACAUUACCAGUAGUAUCUUAUCCCAUGGAUUGGGGGUUGUGAUUGAGUUCAAGAAAGGAAAUGUUCUACCCGAAUUAAAAGAUGGCAUGUUAAGAUUCAAGAAAUUAAAUGUCUAUUCCAUGCAUAUCCCAACUUCUGAAACAGAUGAAAGUGCUGAUAAGUCAAAAGAAAGAACGGUAUUGAAAUUUAAGGCAAAUGUAGAGACUAUGGAUAUUUCAUUAUCAUUCGGAAAAUGGUACGAAGGCAAGGGGUUAAUAGAUGAGCUUGAAAUAUAUGGAGUUAGUGGUAAAGUCUACAAAAAUAGCGAGGAGCAUCAGGAUGUUUCUGUUGAAGAAUAUUUAACUUUUUCUGCUGGAAGAUACAACGAAAACCUCCACUUCCAAUAUGACAUGAACGACCAUAGCGCCGAAGAGUUGGAGUUGGUAAAACAGAAGCAAAAGAACUUUUUAAUGGAGUCUAAUUAUGAAAUUUCCCAUGUUAAAAUUCAUGAUUCUUAUGUUGAGAUAAUCGAUAGAGCGGAUAAAAAUCCAUUGAAGAUUUCUAUAUUUAACUGUGACUUGCCACAGCUAAGAGGUAAUCGUUUAUUAAUUGACUUUUUCAAUGCCAAUAAUGUAACUGGUGCCAUUAACGAUUCCAUGUUCACUAUUCAUAAGCGCCAAGAAUUCAAUAAUCCAACAAACGAUAAUAAGAUUGUGAGAUUUAAGUUAGAUGGCAUUAAUAUGGAAACUAUUUCACAUAACCAAAAACUGAAAUUUAAUUGGAUUGUUAACGGUAAAGCUGAGAUAAUUGCAGAUAUUAGAUUGCCUUCUGUGAACAAAGAAUCGGAGAAUAAUUUCACGAUUGGGAAUGAAUAUAAGAAGAUUUCUAAUAUAUGUUCAGAAAUAUUUAAUGAGUUGAUAGAUGUGACAAGCCCUUCUUCACCCGAUAAAUCACCUUCUACAGAAAACAAUGAUAACGAUAAUACUCUAUUGAAAAGUGCUUUAGCAGCCAUUUAUCAGACAUUCUCCCCAAAUAGUACUGAAUCGAAAGAGGCUUACAAUACAAUAGAUCCUUCGUCGGAAUACGUGAUCGUAAAUUUUAAGGUUAAAUUUUAUAAUUUAAAAGCAUCCUUGCCUCAACAUUUGCCAAUGGCAUCGUCCAGCUCGCUUCCAUUUAUUAGUCUACAAAAUUUGAGAUCAUUGAUUGCUUACGUCAAUGAUAAUACAUCAAACAAGCCAAUAAUAAUUAAAACAACCGUUAUUGAAAGGUUAUCAGACUUAUAUAACAUAGAAAAUUUGAAUCAAACUAAGAUCUUCGAUGAAAUUGUCAGUGAUGUAUACGAUAAUUUAUUGAAGAUUGUCAAAUUAGAUGAGAAAAGGAUUAUUGAUGAAAAGUCAUCAUUGUGGUCUCACUCUGUUGCAAGUCAGCUAUUAUUGUUAGGAUUAGGAGUUCUCGCUUAA
Messenger RNA from Debaryomyces fabryi, 1803 nucleotides. RefSeq lists its product as uncharacterized. The coding region runs from base 1 to 1803 and encodes 600 amino acids. Gene Ontology annotation, cellular component: mitochondrial inner membrane. The record is from RefSeq and is a predicted model, not a curated record. Lineage: Eukaryota; Fungi; Ascomycota; Pichiomycetes; Serinales; Debaryomycetaceae. Gene Ontology annotation, biological process: mitochondrion inheritance. The transcript has a single exon.